AUUCCUGGAAAGAGGCGCGUGCGUUUGCUAAAAACGAAAAAAAAAGGUAGAAUGAAAAAAAAAACAAGAAAAUAAAUUUCAGACUGAUCCUGAUAGAUGACACGAGUGGACCAGGAUUUCGUGUUCAUAUUCUCGGACAGCGCUGGACGAACGCGGUUUUAAUAAUAGAAGUCAAGAAUAUACAGUAAUAGGCUCUAUAUAUAGCAUAAUAUUCGUGUUACUGUGUUAACAAAAGCGCAUAAAAUACACGAGCGACAACAGCAACUAACAAUCCGUUCAGAUGCAUUUCACUGCGACUAAACAAAGAAAGUGCCUCACUUAGAACUGUGAAUUCACAAGACUCGACUGCAGUGAUAGGUAAUAGUUAAACUGGCAAGUGGUUGAAGUUUGAAUUCAUUAAUAUAUACAUAUAUACCUUACUCGAGUUUCUGUAACUGAACGCGCUCUCCUCGCUAACACGUAUUAUUACUACAUAAUUAGAGUUCCGUGUUACUGUUUCAUUGUUAUAACCCUGAACUUGACUCCAGCGAGGAAAUAAAAAACGAAUCAAAUAACAUUUCAGAAAAACUGGCUGCGGUGUUUUCUCCUGGGUGUGAGGUGAACAAGAUUUUGGAUGGGGCAUGUGCAUUGCGUCUCAAAGAUCCCGGACACUGACGCACACUCACCCGACUUACCGUACUUCAAGCGGGCUGUGGGCCACAGACAAGUCCCCGACUCAUCAACGCUCUCGCCGCCAGUGAAUCCCGCUUCUGACCCGCUGGAGCCCGGCCCGAUGGUUCUGCCUAACCUGCUCGUCAUCCCUGAGAAAUUGCUUACUGCAGCCCGCUUUAAAGACCCUAGUUUCGGCUCGCCACAGAGAGAAACCACGGAAGACCUAAUCAGGGUGGCCUCUGCCAUGACCCACCUCGAACUGUCUGGCUGGUACUGGGGUUCGAUCACUGCGGCACAAGCCAAGGAGCUUCUAAACGAGGCUGCAGAGGGGACCUUCCUGCUGAGAGACAGCUCCAACCCAGGGUACCUGCUUACCCUCUCCGUGAAGACCAGCCUGGGACCGACCCACCUCCGCAUCGAGUACUCGGGGGGGGCUUUCUGCUUCGACUCCAUGGUCGUGGCACGACCCAGGCUGCGGAAAUUCAAUGGGGUGGUGGACCUGCUUCAGCACUAUGCCCUCACCUGCCUGCGAGCCGCAAGUGCCCAGGAGGAGCGGGAAUCUGACCCGUCUUCCACAGCCACGGUGCCACCAAAAGAGACCUCCCUUCAGCUGAAACUCACCCGCCCCCUGUAUGUGGAGACCCCGAGCCUCCAGCACCUGUGCAGGGUGGCCAUUAACCAGAGCUCCCGAAACAACACGGACCUGCCUCUGCCCCCCAGGCUGAAGGGCUAUCUUCAAGAAUACCCCUUUUACCUGUAGUGAUAUCUAACAGUGGCGCCGCCCUUAUUAAGCAUGACUUAACCUUAUGUCAAAUGCUCUCUUCUGAAAAGGGGAGCCGCGCAGUCCUUGGCAGCUGGGGCUCUUCAGCACGGAUUCAAUUGAAAUGUACAGCUGCUUUGUAUGGUGCUAUUCAUCCAAGCCACCAGACAUAGGAGGACUCUUUUUAAACAGACAGGUAACAUUCAGAAGGCUGUGAAAAGUGUGAUUGCAUGUUGCCAGGAAAUAUCAUAAUUAAGUAUAGCAUUUAGGAUACAUGUACCUUUAGCUAAGGUAUUGCAACACCCUGCUACUCAAGAAACACUAAAAGGGGUCUUUGUAUUAAUAAUUCUUAGCAGUUGUUCAAGAUUAGUUUCAUAUUCCAAAUGCAUCCCACAAUCAUUCUUGUGACAUUCCUAAUACAUGGCAGGGAAGCGAAACAGACUUUAAUGACUGUUAAACGAAUGCAUUUACACAGUAAUGCAAAAAGAAUAGCGAAAAAAAAACAACUGAAAAAGAAUGCAAAAUACAAUCUACACUGAAUCCAAUCAAUUUUUUUAAAAUCAUAUUGAGAAAUAACAAACGGCACACAAAGUUGACAAAAAGAAUGCAUUAAGAAUACUAAGAGAAUUCAUAGUUGCUGCUUCAGAAUUGUUUCAGACUUUGCCCUGGCCAGAGCACAGCAUGGACCAGACUUCAAGUAUAUGUAAUCCAUUGAUCUUCUAGUAAAUAUUUUGCCUUGUGGACCAAAUUUCCUUAAAGCUCCUGAUUUUCACACACUUUACAGUGGUCUCAUAACCAGAUUGAUGAGGAGAGCAUGUUCUAGACCUGCAAGCUGACUGGGCGGUCUGGUUUGUACUGGUCUGUACUGGUUUGUACGGGUCUGUACUGGUUUGUACGGGUCUGUACUGGUUUGUACUGGUCUGUACUGGUUUGUACUGGUCUGUACUGGUUUGUACGGGUCUGUACUGGUUUGUACGGGUCUGUACUGGUUUGUACUGGUCUGUACUGGUUUGUACGGGUCUGUACUGGUUUGUACUGGUCUGUACUGGUUUGUACUGGUCUGUACUGGUUUGUACGGGUCUGUACUGGUUUGUACGGGUCUGUACUGGUUUGUACGGGUCUGUACUGGUUUGUACUGGUCUGUACUGGUUUGUACGGGUCUGUACUGGUUUGUACGGGUCUGUACUGGUUUGUACGGGUCUGUACUGGUUUGUACGGGUCUGUACUGGUUUGUACGGGUCUGUACUGGUUUGUACUGGUCUGUACUGGUUUGUACGGGUCUGUACUGGGCUUGUGGGCUUGUGGUAGUGGAAUCAUUACAUCUCGUUAAGGCAUCAAGAAGUGUUAUUAACAACGCCAUUGUGAAAUGUUUUAUGUGUCAAAUAAAAAUAUGUUUUAAAGAUCAAAA
Molecule: messenger RNA, 2819 nt
Organism: Acipenser ruthenus (sterlet)
Lineage: Eukaryota; Metazoa; Chordata; Actinopteri; Acipenseriformes; Acipenseridae
Product: suppressor of cytokine signaling 2-like
Exons: 3
Coding region: 614-1411 (265 amino acids)
Biological process (GO): phosphatidylinositol phosphate biosynthetic process; intracellular signal transduction
Cellular component (GO): phosphatidylinositol 3-kinase complex
Molecular function (GO): 1-phosphatidylinositol-3-kinase regulator activity
Source: RefSeq, a predicted model, not a curated record